UCUUUUGUACAACUACUAAUCUGACUUGUGCAUUUUCAUUGGAGUUCAGUAUACUAGUAUUUAUGUAUUUCAGCCAAGAGUUCCAAGUUUUCUCUCUCUGGAUACAGAUGGCAGAGUAAUUCGCCUUGAUACAUUUUCAAAGAUUUUAUCAGCUGGAAUCAGACUGGGCUUUAUGACUGGGCCAAAACAAAUUCUUGAAAGAGUUAAGCUUCAUAUGGAGGUUUCCUCAGUCCAUGGUGGAAACCUGGCACAGAUAAUGAUUUUAAAAGUGUUGCAGCAGAUGCACUAUGAGGGGUUCAUGGCACAUGGAGAUACUGUGUCGGACUUCUACCAGGAAAGAUGUGAGAAAGCUCUAAAACUUACUAAGAAGCACCUUACAGGUCUGGCAGAAUGGCGGGUCCCUCAUGGUGGAAUAUUUCUAUGGCUUCGCAUGCUUGGUUCCAGUAACAGCACUGAAGUUAUCAGGAAAGCGCAUGAGAAAGGUGCUACAUUCACUGAUGGGGCAUUCUUCAUGAAAGAGGGAAAACCGUGUGAAUAUAUCAGAAUGUCAUACUCCCUGAUCGACGACCAAGACAUGGAAACGGCUGUAAAGAUAUUGGCCUCUGUUCUCCGGGAAGAAGGAAAUCAAGAUGGUCAAGAAAACCCAGAAAAUAAAGAUCUACAUGACUGAAAGAUUGAUCUACACCACGUUUUAUUACAUUCAUAAUAAUUUGCCUCAAACAUAACAUUUCAGAUUUUUAAUAACAGGCCAGUAGGAACCAGUGGGAUGUGGGGGCCAGUGCUGGGUUGUUUUUUUCCUGCUCUAUAUAAUUAAAAAGUAAAAAAAAGGCUUGUACCACCCACCCCAACGUGAAGGGUGUGACCCUCUAUUAGAGGUUGUCCCCCCCCCCCCCCCGACUCCCCCACUCCAGAUAUGGUUCCUAUGGGCCUGUAAAUUGUGGCUUUAUUAAAAAACAAAUGUGCACGUGAGAUUGUAACAAAGCAGGCAGCUUACCACAUUUUUGGGCUACCUGCCAUAUUUUGGACCCCUCCCCCCAAAAAAACACAUUUGUGUAGUAUUCUACAAGGUGAAGAAACCUAAUCUGGUUUUUAUCCCCACCUGAUUAACAUUGCUGAAGGUUGUGCUUUAUACAUUCCAAUCUCUAGGAGUACGUACCAGUGAUUCUUUUGUUACAGCCCCCGUUUUUAAUAUAUUCGCAAUAAAAAGUUGUGUUUUUCCCAUCGCUUGCCAAAACGCCUGUUGACUCCAAGAGCUAAGUCACGUGACUCCGUGAAGUGCUAACUGGCAUAACUUGAAAGCAUGAUUCGUAGCCUUUACCCAUGUUACACAUGUAUGUAUGUCUUUAUAUGUGUAUAUGGGACAGGACGUAGUCCAGUGGUAGGGCGCUCACUUGAUGUGUGGUCAGUGUGGGAUCGAUCUCCAUCAGUGUGCCCGCUGGGCUAUUU
Gigantopelta aegis is the source of this 1446-nucleotide messenger RNA. Its product is annotated as kynurenine/alpha-aminoadipate aminotransferase, mitochondrial-like. Lineage: Eukaryota; Metazoa; Mollusca; Gastropoda; Neomphalida; Peltospiridae. Bases 173 to 670 code for a protein of 165 amino acids. The transcript is spliced from 5 exons. Gene Ontology annotation, molecular function: L-kynurenine:2-oxoglutarate transaminase activity. The record is from RefSeq and is a predicted model, not a curated record.